CGCCCGGAGGGUGGCAGGCCUUCCUGACCAGUGAAGGGAUUGAAGCUUGGGGAUUGGGAAGCAGUCUUCAUUCUCUCCUUAGCUCCCCCCCCACCCUCUUGAGUAUCAGCUGGUGUCCUCGGGGGUGGGAGACUGAUGUAGCCAGCAGUCUGGAACGUACAGCAUUAGCGGGAUGGUCGGCCACCCAGGCUGUAAUGUCGUCCCUGACGACCUCCCAUGAGGGCGAGAGCUCCACUCCCAGGUUUUUUGUUGGUACCAGAGAUGAUGAGACAGACUUUCUGGGAUCAAACAUGAAGACAGACGAGAUCGAUUUCUUUGAGGACGAUGAGGAGUCAGAGUCGCCUCCAGAACGGCAGAUUGUGGUCGGAAUCUGUGCCAUGACCAAAAAGUCCAAGUCAAAGCCCAUGACCCAGAUCCUGGAACGUCUAUGCAAGUUUGAAUACAUCACAGUGGUGAUCAUGGGAGAAGAUGUCAUUCUGAACGAGCCAGUGGAGAACUGGCCUCCUUGUGACUGCCUCAUUUCCUUCCACUCUAAAGGAUUCCCUCUGGAUAAGGCAGUUGCUUAUGCCAAGUUGUGCAAUCCAUUUCUGAUUAAUGACCUUGAUAUGCAGUAUUACAUCCAGGACAGGCGAGAAGUAUACCGGAUCUUGCAGGAGGAGGGCAUAGACUUGCCCCGCUACGCUGUGCUCAAUCGAGACCCUGACAAGCCGGAUGAGUGCAACCUAGUGGAGGGAGAGGACCAAGUGGAGGUGAAUGGAGCCGUUUUCCCAAAGCCGUUUGUAGAGAAGCCAGUCAGUGCGGAGGAUCACAAUGUUUAUAUUUACUACCCAACUUCGGCAGGUGGGGGCAGCCAGAGGCUCUUCCGGAAGAUCGGUAGCCGGAGCAGUGUUUACUCCCCUGAAAGCAGUGUACGGAAAACGGGCUCAUACAUUUACGAGGAGUUCAUGCCUACAGAUGGCACUGAUGUCAAGGUGUACACAGUUGGGCCGGAUUAUGCCCAUGCGGAAGCCCGGAAGUCCCCUGCUCUGGAUGGGAAGGUUGAACGGGACAGUGAGGGGAAAGAAAUCCGUUAUCCGGUCAUGCUGACUGCCAUGGAGAAGUUAGUUGCCAGGAAAGUCUGUGUUGCCUUUAAGCAGACAGUGUGUGGGUUUGACCUUCUGCGGGCGAAUGGCCACUCCUUUGUCUGUGAUGUGAAUGGGUUCAGCUUUGUGAAGAACUCCAUGAAGUAUUAUGAUGACUGCGCCAAAAUUCUUGGGAAUAUAAUCAUGCGGGAGUUGGCUCCCCAGUUCCAGAUUCCCUGGUCCAUCCCAACAGAGGCAGAGGAUAUUCCCAUUGUCCCCACAACUUCAGGCACCAUGAUGGAGCUGCGCUGUGUUAUUGCAGUGAUACGACAUGGAGACCGCACCCCCAAGCAGAAGAUGAAGAUGGAGGUUAAGCACUCUAGGUUCUUUGAAUUAUUUGAGAAAUAUGAUGGCUACAAGACAGGGAAGCUGAAGCUGAAGAAACCAGAGCAGCUGCAGGAAGUGCUGGAUAUUGCGCGGCUGCUAGUGGUGGAGUUGGGAACUCACAAUGACUGUGAGAUAGAGGAGAGGAAGUCCAAAUUGGAGCAGCUAAAAACUGUCCUGGAGAUGUACGGACACUUCUCUGGCAUUAACCGCAAGGUGCAGCUAACCUACCUGCCUCGUGGGCACCCAAAAGCUUCCAGUGAAGAUGAAGAUGCCCGUAAGGAGCCCUCCCCAUCUCUGCUACUGGUGCUGAAAUGGGGUGGAGAGUUGACCCCAGCAGGAAGGGUCCAGGCAGAAGAGCUUGGUCGGGCCUUUCGCUGUAUGUACCCUGGAGGCCAAGGUGACUAUGCUGGCUUCCCAGGGUGUGGCCUGCUCAGACUGCAUAGCACCUACCGUCAUGACCUCAAGAUCUAUGCUUCAGAUGAGGGCAGGGUUCAGAUGACGGCAGCAGCUUUUGCAAAGGGUCUCCUGGCUCUGGAGGGAGAGCUAACCCCCAUCUUGGUGCAAAUGGUAAAAAGUGCCAAUAUGAAUGGGCUGUUGGACAGUGAUAGCGACUCCCUCAGCAGCUGCCAGCACAGAGUGAAGGCACGGCUGCACGAAAUCAUGCAGAAGGAUGCCAAGUUCUGCAAGGGGGAUUACGAAAAGUUAGCACCUACAGGCAGCAUCUCUCUGGUCAACUCCAUGACUUUCAUCCAGAACCCAGUAGAGAUCUGUGACCAGGUGUUUGCCCUGAUCGAGAACCUCACUUCCCAGAUAUGCAAACGUCUGGAAGAUCCCAAAUCUGCAGACCUGCAGCUGUACCACAGCGAGACUUUGGAGCUGAUGCUGCAGCGCUGGAGCAAGCUGGAGAGGGAUUUCCGCAUGAAGAAUGGGCGCUAUGACAUCAGCAAGAUCCCGGAUAUCUACGACUGCAUCAAAUAUGAUGUACAACACAAUUGUACCCUGAAGCUGGAGGGCACUGCUGAACUCUUCAAACUCUCCAAAGCCUUGGCAGAUGUGAUCAUACCCCAGGAAUAUGGGAUUAAUAAGGAGGAGAAGCUGGAGAUUGCUAUUGGCUUCUGUCUUCCUCUCAUCAAGAAGAUCCAGUUGGACCUGCAAAGAACCCACGAGGAUGAGUCUGUCAACAAGCUGCACCCCUUGUACUCAAGAGGAGUCCUGUCCCCGGGUCGCCAUGUCCGGACACGGUUAUACUUUACCAGCGAGAGCCACGUACAUUCCCUGCUCAGCAUCUUCCGCUAUGGGGGGCUCUUGGAUGAGUCCAAGGACCAGCAGUGGAAGAGAGCCAUGGACUAUUUGAGUGCUAUCUCAGAACUGAACUACAUGACCCAGAUUGUUAUCAUGCUCUACGAGGACAACAACAAGGACCCAUCUUCAGAGGAGCGUUUUCACGUGGAGCUGCAUUUCAGCCCAGGUGUGAAGGGAUGUGAGGAAGAUGGAAGUGCCCCUACAGGGUUUGGCUUUCGGCCUGCAUCAGCAGAAAAUGAUGAUAAGAAGCCAAACCAGGGCAGCAUGGAGGAUCUCUCCAAAGUGAAGAGCACUGAUGAGACAGACCAAGCGCAAGAAAGGUCAUCCCAGCCCUCUGAGCCAAUCUGCAUUCAGCGGAGAUCGCCCUUGAUCCGCAACCGGAAAACUGGGUCCAUGGAGGUGCUGUCCGAGUCCUCUUCCAAAACUGGAGGGUAUCGCCUCUUCUCCUCCUACUCCAGACAAUCUGCCGAAAUGAAGCAAAGUGGCCUAGGGUCGCAGUGUACAGGACUAUUUAGCACUACUGUGCUCGGAGGCUCCUCCAGUGCCCCAAACCUUCAGGACUACGCACGCAGCCACGGCAAAAAGUUCGCCGCCAGCCUGACAUACAAAGAUGAGCUCUUGUCUAUGCCAGCCGUAAAACGAUUUUCUGUGUCGUUUGCAAAGCAUCCGACUAAUGAUGUGCUUGAACACCACCGUGUUGCCCCGCUGCUGUACCGUUUUUCCUCUGACAAUGCCAUGAGACGGAACAUCUCCUUGGAUGCCACUCUGGCCCACCACCUACAUCAGUGUUCCUACCACCUGCGUCUCUUCAGGAGCUGGCUGAUCUCAGGCCAGGAUGACUUGGAGUGCCUCUACGGUUUUGAAGGCUGCUCCAUGGUUCCCACCAUUUACCCACUGGAGACCCUGCACAACUCCCUCUCUUUGCGACAGGUCAAUGAGUUCCUGACGUCUGUGUGCAGGUGUCACAGCAACUCGCACUCUCGAGCAUCCACAGCUCUGUUUGAUUCCGUGAUUGGAAGCCAGACACCCAGUGACCCCUUCAUGCCACAGAGAAUCCUCUCGUCCUCAUCUCUACCACUGCGCCAGCGCUCGGACAAACCGCCGUGGUACAGCAGUGGCCCUUCCAGCACUGUCUCCAGUGCAGGCCCCUCCUCCCCGACCUCAAUGGAGAACUACGCUCGCUUCAGCUUCACUGAGAAACCUUCCAUCAGUCCCCAAAUAAGUGAAGAGCGACUGAACUGCCAGCCCCCUGAACAGCGUGAGAUGGAGCCCUCGGGGGAGGCACGUGAGCUAGACCUGGGUGGGUCUGGGCCCUUGGUAGAGAACCCCCUGGGAGAGAUGCCAGAACAGGGCCUGAUGAGGAUGCCAGGGCUCUUGGAGGUCCCAGAGCCAAGCAAGGAGGAACCAUCCAAGGAGGUGCCAGAACAGGGCACGAUGGGGGUACUGGAGUUGGGCAAGACCAGGCAGUCUGGAGAGACAUCUGAAAAAGAUGGGUCAGUGGUGCUGGAGCAGGGUGAGGAGAAGCCAGCUGGGGGAACAUGGGAGCUGGGUGAGACAGGUGAGAUAGAGCUGCCUGGGAAGAUGUCAGAUCCAGGUGAAGAGGGGCCAGCUGGGGAGAUGUUAGAACCAGAUGUGAUCAGGCCAGUAGUACCAGUGGAGACAUCUGAGCUGGAUGAGGAGGAGCCAGUGAUGCAGACGUUGGAGCCAAGUGAGGAGGGGCAGCCGGUGCAGAUUCUGGAGAAGGAAGAAGAGGAGCUGUCCACAGAUAAUGCUCUAUCAGAUCAGCAUCCAUCCAGUCACCCGUAUCAGGACCAACAGCUGUCCAGUGAGAAAAGUGUUGAGGACGAGCAGCCUUCUAGUCAGCAGGAGCUACAGAACUAG
Molecule: messenger RNA, 4631 nt
Organism: Emys orbicularis (European pond turtle)
Lineage: Eukaryota; Metazoa; Chordata; Testudines; Emydidae
Gene: PPIP5K1
Product: diphosphoinositol pentakisphosphate kinase 1
Exons: 32
Coding region: 195-4631 (1478 amino acids)
Biological process (GO): inositol metabolic process; inositol phosphate biosynthetic process
Cellular component (GO): cytosol
Molecular function (GO): inositol hexakisphosphate kinase activity; 5-diphosphoinositol pentakisphosphate 1-kinase activity; diphosphoinositol pentakisphosphate kinase activity
Source: RefSeq, a predicted model, not a curated record